GGCGGCAAAGCUCUCCGGAGAGACUUCAGUCAACAUUCUGGAACCUUCCUUCAGGAUGACGCCGCGCGUGCGCAUCCCCGCGCAUCUUUUCCCGCGGACGUCCGCGCGCUUUUAUUUUGGAAUUUAAACCAAAACCUCCCUCGAAGCUUCGAAAAGAGAGACUUUUAAAAGGAGGACUUGCGGUGGACAUGGCGAUGGUGGCGUGGAGGAACUGCAGCACCUCCAUCAUGUCGUCCAACACCACCAGCUCGUCCUCCACGUCGUCCACGUCCACGUCCACGUCGCUGGCCGCCGUGGAGUGCAUCGUGUGCGGCGACAAGUCCAGCGGCAAACAUUACGGCCAGUUGACGUGCGAGGGCUGCAAGAGUUUCUUCAAGCGCUCCGUGCGCAGGAACCUCAACUACACCUGCCGCGCCACCCGCGCCUGCGCCGUGGACCUGCACCACCGCAACCAGUGCCAGUACUGCCGCCUCAACAAGUGCCUCAAGGUCGGCAUGAGGAGGGAAGCCGUGCAGAGAGGCCGCAUGCCCGCGCAGGCGCACCAGGGUGUGAGCGGCGGGGCCCCCCUGCAGUGUCACCACGCGCACCUGUCCGGCUACAUCUCACUGCUGCUGAGGGCGGAGCCCUACCCCUACGGCGCGCAUGCGCAGUGCCUGGCGGGCGUGGAGAACAUCUGCGAGCUGGCUGCGCGCAUGCUCUUUAGCGCCGUGGAGUGGGCGCGCCACAUCCCCUUCUUCCCCCACCUGCAGGUGUGCGACCAGGUGGCGCUGCUGAGACUCACGUGGAGUGAACUGUUCGUGCUCAACGCCGCGCAGUGCGCCAUGCCCGUGCACGUGGCGCCGCUGCUGGCCGCCGCCGGCCUGCACGCCUCGCCCAUGUCCGCCGAGCGCGUGGUGGCCUUCGUGGACCACAUCCGGGUCUUCCAGGAGCAGGUGGAGAAGCUGAAGGUGCUGCACGUGGACUCGGCAGAGUACAGCUGCAUCAAGGCCAUCGCGCUCUUCACCACCGACGCCUGCGGGCUGUCGGACGUGAGCCACGUGGAGGGUCUGCAGGAGAAGUCCCAGUGCGCCCUGGAGGAGUACGUCAGGAGUCAGUACCCCAACCAGCCCACCCGCUUUGGCAAGCUGCUGCUUCGCCUACCGUCUCUGCGCUCCGUCUCGUCCUCCGUCAUCGAGCAGCUCUUCUUUGUGCGCCUGGUGGGCAAGACCCCCAUCGAGACCCUGAUCCGGGACAUGCUGCUGUCGGGGAGCAGCUUCAACUGGCCUUACAUGCCCAUGCAGUAGGGCGGGGCGGUCUUCAACCUUUUUACCGGCAACCUUUGCUUUCUGCCAGACUAUUGAGAUUAUUGUGGACAUUUUUGCUGCCGUGUGGAAUAACAAACAAUAUUUAUUGUGUGAAUAUUUAUCACGUUUACUACGUUUUUUUAUCGAGGAAAAAAAGGCUGCAGGGCUUUUUUUUUCCCUUUUUGUGUUUUGUUUUUGUGAUGCUUUUAUACUUGCUGACACUGCACUUUUUGGGGGAUAAAAAAAGGAACAUUUAACGCAACCGCCCAGGGAAAGCACACUAAAGCGUCAACAACAACAACAACAACAAGAAGACACUGCAUGAGUCAUGGAUGUAAUGUCACAGUAAAGUCAUUACUUGAUCAUUUAUUAUAUUUCCCUCCGCUCUUUCCGUGACCUGGAAAGAACAUUUUAAUACAAAAUUAAAUGUUUUUUAUGCGUUUAAAUUUGUAGGGAAAAAAAAGAAGCAAAUUGUGUUAUUUUUUAUUACUAAAAUGUAUUUCUUAGCCAAUUCUAAUUUAAAUAUUACCAAUAUGGGGAAUUAUUUUUGUCAAAUGUAAUCAAUAUAAUUAUAAUAGGUUUAAUAUUUUUGUAGUAAAAUUGACCAAUCAUUACUAUUAAUUUUUCCAGGAUACAGUUUUAUUUGGUAUUUGAAAAAAAUAACCUAUCAUAAUUAUUAUUGACAUACAUUAAAAAAUAUCAACGCAUCAAAGACUUCCGGUACUUCAGCAAUAAAUACAAGUAAUGACAUUACUGCUCGUGCAUUACCCAGGUGUGUGUGUGUGUGCGUGUGUGUGUCCUAGCAAUAUUGGCACUGUGUUAAAUUAUAACUCCAGAUUUAUACAAAAUAAUAAUAAAUGUAUUUGAUUGUUUUUGACAUGUGUCAGCACUGAUGUUUACGUGUGUGUGUCGUCUUUAAUUAAGAGUGCUUUAAA
Entelurus aequoreus (snake pipefish) is the source of this 2218-nucleotide messenger RNA. RefSeq names its product COUP transcription factor 2-like. The coding region runs from base 189 to 1283 and encodes 364 amino acids. Gene Ontology annotation, molecular function: RNA polymerase II cis-regulatory region sequence-specific DNA binding; nuclear receptor activity; retinoic acid binding. The record is from RefSeq and is a predicted model, not a curated record. NCBI's taxonomy places the organism in Eukaryota, Metazoa, Chordata, Actinopteri, Syngnathiformes, Syngnathidae. Gene Ontology annotation, biological process: anatomical structure development; cell differentiation; negative regulation of transcription by RNA polymerase II. The transcript has 3 exons.